AUGGCGGACAGUGCUGUUACUUUCCUCCUACAUCACUUGCCCCGGCUGCUGGCAGAAGAAGCAAAUCUCCUUCGUCGAGUGAAGGAUGAAGUGGAUUCGCUUCAUAGGGAGCUCAAACUGAUUAAUAUCUUCCUCCAGAACUCUGAAGGGAAAAGGAACGAGCAUGGAAUAGUGAAGGAGGUAGUUAGGCAAAUCAAGGAUGCUGCUUACGAGGCUGAGGAUGUUAUCGACACGUUCAUCCUCAACGCCGCAGAGCAGAGGAUGAGAAACAUAAUUUGGAAGCUGUUGCACUGCUUUAACGACGCCAAAACGCUUCAUGUUGUUGCUAACAAGAUAGAAGGUAUCAACAAACAAAUCAAUCAAAUCCUUGACAAUUUCAAAAAGUAUGGCAUUGAACGUGGUGAAGCGAGUGGAGAUGCAGCGGCAGAGGACCAGCUACGCAGACGUAGGCGAGACGUGGAGGACGAUGACGUGGUUGGCUUUGAUGGCGGCUCCGAGAUAUUGGUGAGGCAGCUUAUUGAAGGGAGUUCAAAGCUUGAUGUCAUUUCAAUAAUCGGCAUGGGUGGGUUGGGCAAGACCACUCUUGCCAAGAAAAUCUACAAUAAUGACUGCAUCAAGAGUCACUUUUUUUGCCGUGCGUGGGUGAAUGUAUCUGAAGAUUUCAGCCCCAUUGAGUUACUGCUUGAAAUUUUGAAGUCCCAAAAUUUAAAAUCUGAUAGAGAUGAGUUGACAGUGGAGUACCUAGUAAAGAAGCUUUUUGAAUACUUGCAAGCUAGGAAGAGGCCAUACCUUAUAGUCAUGGAUGACAUUUGGGAAACUAAAGUCUGGGAUGUGGUACGAUUUGCAUUUCCAGAUAACUCGAAUGGAAGCAGAAUAUUAAUCACCAGCCGUGUAGGAGAAGUGGCUUCACAUGCAAGCCUUACUCCUCCCUACUUCCUUCCAUUUCUUGAGAAAGAUGACAGCUGGAAACUUUUUCGUAAAAAAGUGUUUCGAGGAGAAGAAUGUCCUCACGAGUUGGAAAUCAUGGGAAGACGAAUCGCAGAAGGUUGCCGUGGCUUACCACUUGCAAUUGUGGUAUUAGGGGGUGUUUUAGCAAACCAAGAGAAGACAUUGCGAAGAUGGUUGGAAGUGGUUGGCGAUGUAAAUUGGUAUCUUAAUACUGAGAAAACAAAAAUAUGCAAAGACAUUCUGGCCUUAAGCUACACCCACUUGUCCCGCCACUUGAAACCGUGCUUUUUGUAUUUUGGUGUAUUUCCAGAAGACUUUGAGAUUCCUGUGAGGCGAUUGAUUCGAUUGUGGAUAGCUGAAGGAUUCAUACAGUACAUCGGCAAGAGAAGAAAGGAGGAUAUUGCUGAAGACUACCUAGAGGAGCUUAUUGAUCUAAGCUUGAUCCAAGUGGCUAGCAGAAGGGAGAAUGGAAGAGUAAAGACUUGCCGCAUACAUGAUCUUUUGCGAAAUCUCUGCAUAUCCGAGAGUGCUGAAGAGAAGUUUUUUGGAGUUCUUGUAGAUGAUAACCAUUUAUUUGCAAACAAAUCCCGCAGACUUUCCAUUCAGUUAUAUUGA
Molecule: messenger RNA, 1563 nt
Organism: Corylus avellana
Lineage: Eukaryota; Viridiplantae; Streptophyta; Magnoliopsida; Fagales; Betulaceae
Source: RefSeq, a predicted model, not a curated record